CUUGUUUCACCUGUUCUUGGAUUGGCCUAUGACAUUGACGAAGGCCUCAUGAUUGGAUCUCCGAUUGGGAAUGUGGCCAGGGAUGCUUCGCUCAGUGCCCAACAACAACAGCAUGGAGCUUUGAAGUUUAACCUCUUACCCCACGGAUAUGUCCACACCAACUUGUUCAGUGUUGAGGAAAAUACCAGUGAACUGAAGACCACCGCUGAGAUAGAUCGUGAAGAAUUGUGUGGAAUUACCGUUCCUUGUGUCUUGGAUAUCGUUGUGGGAGUGCUUUCGAAAACUGGAAGCUUUUUCCAGAUUGUUCCAGUGCAAAUCAGUGUUAGAGAUAUCAAUGAUAACCCCCCAAGUUUUCCACAACCUGUUCUCAAAGUUUUGAUUCCGGAAUCUGCAUUAUCUGGAAUGUACUACAACGUGCCUACAGCAAUAGACUUGGACAUAGGAAACAACUCAAUUCAGAGAUAUGAGCUUCAGUCAGAAACCAAUCUGUUCAGUCUCCACACAAGCAGAAACUCCGACCAGACAAUUGAUAUAGCAAUAGUGCUGAAUGGGACUUUGGAUAGAGAAACUUCAGCCUACUACCAACUCCAUAUUUUGGCAAUGGACGGAGGAUCUCCAGCUAAAACAGGCAUAGCAACCAUCAACGUCACAGUGACUGAUGUGAAUGACCAUAAACCGCUUUUUAACAAAACCCUGUACACAGCGUCCCAUUCAGAGAACACCACAGUUGGUGAGACACUUCUUCAAGUAAAAGCCACUGAUUUGGAUUUUGCUUCUAACGGAUAUGUUACCUACUACUUUGGACUUCAUACAAACAAAGACACACUUAAUAUCUUAGCAAUCAAUGCAACGAGUGGUGAAAUCAAGCUGAAAGGCAGUCUGGAUUACGAAACAAAGAAGCAAUACCAAUUUGUUGUGGGAGCCACCGAUCAUGGCAGUCAACCUCAAACCACUCAGACGGCUGUGGUUAUCAAUGUAGAAGAUGUCAACGACAAUGUGCCUUCCCUACACUUUAACCUCUUGUCUGGUGGUAACUUUUCAAUUCUUUCUGAGGAUUCUGGGCCGGGAAGCUUUAUUUCCCAUUUAUCCGUUGCCGACGGAGACUUUGGUGCAAACGGCAAAGUUAACUGUGAGAUGCUCAGUCCAGGAUUUGAGCUCCAUAGACUCUUGGCUAAUGAGUACAAAGUUUUACUAAACCAGAAACUGGACAGAGAAGUUCAGGUGGAGUACAAGGUGUUGAUUCGUUGUUCCGAUGAGGGUGAGCCGCAGAUGCAGGGUACUGGAGAGGUGAUGGUUAAAGUGUCCGAUGUCAAUGACAAUGCUCCAGUGUUUGAACCUGCAGAAUACAGUAUGGAGAUGUAUGAAAACAACGAGGGAGGCGAAUUCAUAGUCCAAGUCUCUGCCACAGAUGCAGACAUAGGAGACAACAGCAAAAUAUCCUACAGCCUUGGUUCUCAUUUGGAGAACUUCGUUAUUGACAGCAGCUCUGGAACCAUCACAGCUAAGGCUGCGUUGGACAGAGAGAAAUCUCCAGUUAUUGAGUUACUUGUCGUUGCCACCGAUCUUGGAAAACCAGCCAUGUCUUCAACAGCAACUGUACAUGUUCACUUACUAGAUCUCAAUGACAUGGCACCAACUUUCCAGGAAAUGUCUUACCAACUGUUUGCCAUGGAGGAAGAGCAGCCAGGGACAUCAGUGGGACGAAUUUUUGCUGAAGACAAGGAUGCUGGCAGGAAUGGGAAAGUCCAAUAUUCCUUGUUAAAACACCCAAACAAUGAUGUUCCAUUUCGUCUAAAUUCCGUGACCGGAGUUCUCGAGACAGAGAGGAAAUUAGACAGAGAAACCAGGAGUUUGUACACAUUUGUUGUGGCUGCCACUGAUGAUGGGGAGAAUCAACAACUUUACAGCAUGACCAAUGUGACUGUCCACGUGCUGGAUGCCAACGACAACUUUCCUGAGUUUUACUACCCCACUGAGACGAAUAACUCGAAAACGAUUUACCACACAGAUUACGUUGGUACCUUAAUUACCAUCAUAUCAGCCCAUGACAAAGACCGCGGGGAAAAUGCUACCAUCACCUUUAAGAUUGUCAGCGGUAAUCCCAAGAACUUGUUCCAAAUUCACCAAACAACUGGUGAAAUUUUUGUUGUGAAUGAUAUGAGUGAGCAGGAUAUCAAAAAACAUGUAUUGUCUAUAUCUGCCUCGGACCAAGGAACACCACCGAAGGAACAGUUGACAAAGUUUAUUAUUGACGUAGAGCUGGGCAAUGAAUCUCUUCCUCUCAGCACUGCUUCCACGGAGGACGAGCCCAUGUUCGACAACUUAAUCAUCGGUGUCACCAUCGCCAUUACGACUGUGCUCCUCGUCCUCAUCAUCACGGUUAUAAUAAUUCUGGUGAAGAGGCAGGCCAAGCGUCAUCCUGCAUAUCCACGUGCAGAAUCCCAACACAUGAUGGCUUACGGAGACAACGGGUUUGGAGUUACCAACCCUCCCCAACCCAUAUCAACAACAGUCCCCAUGCCACUACCUGGCGAUGUUUCUCGCCAAGUCAACUAUUCCUUGGUCAACGAGACGCACAACUCCGUCCCUAGCAAUACCUGUUCUACAUUCAAGGGAGAGAACUCCAUACCGUCCUUGGGCCAGAGCUCCAUCCAGAUUCCGCGGGCCUGCAGCUCUAUGUUAACUGUGAACGGUCAGUCCCCAGGGAGAGUUGAGACUGUGUUAACAGGCACAUCUGGGCCAUCACUGAGUUACGCCACAGCGGGCUCCUCCCCCCACCGAUCAAGUCUCAGGAGCAGUAAUCACUCAAUGCACAGGUGGUCGGAUGACCUGCAGCCAAACCCUUAUCCCGGCAAACAGGCUGUGGAUGUCAACAGAUAUGAGGACCACAGCGACCUGUCAGGGGAUAUAACCAACAGUGACAGUGGUCGAGGCGGGAGCGAGGAAGAGUUACCUGCCCCUACUAAACCAGAUCUACCUCUACAUGCUGAAGCAGCUGGAUUUCCCAAAGUUCACCAAAAACCCAAGAAAAGGGUGCAGCUAAUAGACCCAGCUUUUACAGAAGAACCGAAUAGUCAUCAACGGGUCAACAAAUGGAUGGCUGAACACGACCCAAGGAGUGCUUACUACCAAAUCAACGUGGAUUCUUACGGGAACUACCCAUUCCCAUGUGAUAGUGCUCACGUAGUGCCAAGCUCUGGGGCCGUGUCUCCGUUAGAACUAAAAGAGUACUCAAAUUACAUGCCUCCAUCUAUUCUGAAAAGUUCUCCUCGGCAUAAAAGCAAUAUGAGGACAUUUACCGGGGGUCGACAGGAUGACUGUCACCUCUCGUCACAUAGUGCUCUACCCCCCGACACAAUCGCCAUAAAAACGAAUGCUUACAGUCCACAUGACUGCUACAGGGUGGGAGGCAUGUACUCCAGGCCUAGAUCAGUUCUGGACGAUGACAGUGAUAUCGUCACAGACAGUGUACGUGAUGACGAUGACGGGGACACGACAACGUCUGGAAGCUACGUCAUAGAUGCUGACGAACUAUGCAGAGAAAUCAAUGAACUCUUCUUCAGUGACAUUCCACAAAGCAUUGACAUUUGA
Messenger RNA from Liolophura sinensis, 3591 nucleotides. Its product is annotated as protocadherin gamma-A11-like. The transcript is spliced from 4 exons. Gene Ontology annotation, biological process: homophilic cell-cell adhesion. Lineage: Eukaryota; Metazoa; Mollusca; Polyplacophora; Chitonida; Chitonidae. Gene Ontology annotation, cellular component: plasma membrane. The coding region runs from base 49 to 3591 and encodes 1180 amino acids. The record is from RefSeq and is a predicted model, not a curated record. Gene Ontology annotation, molecular function: calcium ion binding.